Ilyonectria robusta is the source of this 1271-nucleotide messenger RNA. Its product is annotated as nucleoside phosphorylase domain-containing protein. Gene Ontology annotation, molecular function: catalytic activity. Bases 72 to 1262 code for a protein of 396 amino acids. Lineage: Eukaryota; Fungi; Ascomycota; Sordariomycetes; Hypocreales; Nectriaceae. The record is from RefSeq and is a predicted model, not a curated record. The transcript has a single exon. Gene Ontology annotation, biological process: nucleoside metabolic process.
AAUGGGAAAACUUUGCACACAAGUACAUCUUCACUGAUGCUGUGGAGCAGUGCCUCAAAUUCGAGGGUUUGAUGGGUAAGGGGGAACUAUCGCGCAUCGAAGAUCCACAUAUCCUUCGGAGACAACUACUACACGAAAAGGUUGUGUCGCGAUUACAGUGGCUCAGCAGGGCUUUUCGAGGAUCUAGCGACAGAACGAGAUACCUCUCCGCCAAGCAGCUCGCGAAUGACAGCGGUCAGAUAAACGGACGCAGCCUGUCACCGGUGGAACAGAAGAAGUCGUCCAAUCCCGAACAGCGAAUUCGUCCAAAGAGUCGACAUGAGUUUGAUAUUGGGAUACUAUGCGCUCUCACGAUCGAGGCAGAUGCUGUUGAGGUUCUCUUCGACCAUAAUUGGGACGAUGGGCCGAGUUACGACAAGGCUAGUGGAGAUCCCAACGCCUACUCUACAGGCUCCAUCGGCCGUCACAAUGUCGUGCUCACCCACAUGCCAGGUAUGGGGAAGGGAAGUGCUGCGACUGUAGCGGCUCAUUGCUUCAACAGCUUUCCAAACAUCAAGCUUGCAAUUGUUGUGGGUAUAUGUGGUGUUGUGCCCUUUGCGCCGGAGAGUGGAGACGAAAUCAUCUUAGGAGACGUCAUUGUGAGCGAAGGCAUCGUCCAAUACGACCUUGGACGCCGGUGGCCUGAGCAUUUUGCUCGUAAAGAUACCCCUCGGGAGUCAUUGGGGAGACCACACGCCGAAAUUCGAUCGAUCUUGGCGAAACUAAAGGGUAACCGCAAUAAGAACGGGUUGCGAAACGAGAUGGUGAGCCAUCUUGAUAAAUUGCAGAAUGAGUCAGACCUCAAAGCAGAAUACCCAGGCCCACAAAAUGACAGAUUGUUUGAGGCAUCAUAUCGACAUAUUCAAGAUAAUCUCACAUGUCAAGAUGGAGGGUGUCGAGGCCAGCUAGUACGCCGCCGCCGCUUCAUUCAAGAAGCAACACAACCAGCAAUCCAUUUCGGUCUUAUGGCGUCGGGUGAUACAGUUAUGAAGUCUGGUGAGGAUCGAGAUUCCAUCGCAAAACGCGAGAAUAUUCUUGCCUUUGAGAUGGAGGGCGCUGGCGUGUGGGAAACCUUUCCUCACUGUCUAGUCAUCAAGGGUGCUUGCGACUACGCGGACAGUCACAAGACAAAGAUAUGGCAGCAGUAUGCAGCCGCAACAGCGGCAGCAUGCACAAAAGCAUUCUUACGCCAUUGGAUGCCAUCAACGGCAAGUAGUAAAUAAUUAUACGGC